AUGUCCGGAUUGGAAAUACCAUCGGCUCAGAUCAGCACUUUGCUCCAACAAAUCAAACCCGGCGGUGUUCUCGAAACCACAUUUCUCAAACCUGCGCGCGGCAACACGUUCAUCUACGACUACGAAACGAAAGGCUUCGUACAAGAGAAGUCCAGAACUGAUACCUUCAAGAGCAUCGAUGAGAUUCCAUCCUUCCUCCAACGUGCACCACAGACAAUUGGUGAUGCAGCAGACGCCAACGAUGCCGACGGGGAAGUUCCGCCUCCUUCGCCUCAGGCUGUUGAAUUUGUCACCAGUAUCAAUCUUUUUGAGCUUCCAUUCAAGAAAUCCAUGAUCAGUUUCGUCCUGCCAAUGGUUUUGCGUGCUAUUACCAAAGAACAUCUCCACUCUUUGUUGUUUGAGGAGAACAAGACCACAACAACUGGACGUCUCUUGUGUUCAGAAAAAGGUCAUAGUAUACUGUUCGAGACACCUGAAGACUCAGUUCCCUACCUCUAUCUUUCGCUCAAGGGAGUCGAAACAGCCGGCAUCCAAAGGCGAUGGCAGGCCAUGCUUGCCUAUGACGAGGAGGGCGAUUGGAGGAAGCAUAGCUUUGAGAAGCUCGAAACGUAUAAGUACACGCAUGAUGUCGACCCAAGCACAACCAAAUUUGGACCCUUCGACGCUUUUGCUUGUAUGAUUCGAGACCUCGUAUCGCAGUACAUCAGGGUCGUUCAGAACGAGGCAAAUGCAAUCAUGGACGACAUCAAUCGGGUCGAGAAGUCUUUGGAAGGGUCUCAAGCUUUAAGCAAAUUGCUUGGCCAACUCAAUACAAUCAGUCGCACGAUAAGAGUUUCAAGCCUUGAGAAACAAUUCAAAUUCAGCAUCGAUGCUGCGAAAUGGGCAAACGGAGCCCUGAGACCAUCGAGCCACACACUUGUGGGUUCCGACCUGCUACUGUCAGCUCGUAAAAUGGAAAAGUACCACCCAGAUCGAUUGAAGGAAUAUGUUGAGCAUUUACGCCAGCGCAUAAACGAGGUCGCUGCCGAAAAACAGCAAGAUAGAGAUGAGCAGCGCCACGAGCGAGAAGACAAACGCCAAAAGGAGAAGGACAAGCGUCACGUGCAAGAGGAGGUGCGACGUGAAAAACGGGAACAGGAACGACAGGAAUUCGAAAUCGAGCGUCGAGAGCUGCUCGAACGAGCAGAAGCUCAGCGAGAGGAAGACAGAGCCCGAGCCGAUAGGGAAUGGCAACUUCUGGAACGGAAUACCAAAAUUGCAGUAGCAACUCUGCAAGACAGUCGCACCAUGAGUGGCGUAGCCUGGGUCACCAUGGCGUUCCUUCCAGCCACCUUCGUCUCCUCGUUCUUUGGCAUGAACUUCUUCAAUGGUAUCGCAGGGAAAGUUCCAUUUGAUGAAGCGAGCCGCAGCGUCUGGUUGUUCUUCGCGAUAGCAAUACCCACCAGUGCUUUUGUUCUGCUCACGUUCUACUUUUGGGACAAGCAAGAGUUCAAGAAAGAUCAGCAGGAAUCGACGUUGCACAAGCUACAGAGGCGGAAUUGGGACUGCCAGUACAGCACGGCAGAGUGA
Molecule: messenger RNA, 1569 nt
Organism: Alternaria triticimaculans
Lineage: Eukaryota; Fungi; Ascomycota; Dothideomycetes; Pleosporales; Pleosporaceae
Exons: 2
Coding region: 1-1569 (522 amino acids)
Biological process (GO): transmembrane transport; metal ion transport
Cellular component (GO): membrane
Molecular function (GO): metal ion transmembrane transporter activity
Source: RefSeq, a predicted model, not a curated record